Messenger RNA from Hyaena hyaena (striped hyena), 1749 nucleotides. It is a transcript of the gene SLC17A6, whose product is annotated as solute carrier family 17 member 6. The transcript has 12 exons. Gene Ontology annotation, molecular function: L-glutamate transmembrane transporter activity; neurotransmitter transmembrane transporter activity. The record is from RefSeq and is a predicted model, not a curated record. Gene Ontology annotation, cellular component: synaptic vesicle membrane; excitatory synapse. Gene Ontology annotation, biological process: monoatomic anion transport; regulation of synapse structure or activity; neurotransmitter loading into synaptic vesicle. NCBI's taxonomy places the organism in Eukaryota, Metazoa, Chordata, Mammalia, Carnivora, Hyaenidae. Bases 1 to 1749 code for a protein of 582 amino acids.
AUGGAGUCGGUAAAACAAAGGAUUUUGACCCCAGGAAAAGAGGGGCUAAAGAAUUUUGCUGGAAAAUCCCUUGGCCAGAUCUACAGGGUGCUGGAGAAGAAGCAAGACACGGGGGAGACCAUCGAGCUGACGGAGGAUGGGAAGCCCCUGGAGGUGCCCGAGAAAAAGGCUCCACUGUGCGACUGCACCUGCUUCGGCCUGCCGCGCCGCUACAUCAUCGCCAUCAUGAGCGGCCUGGGCUUCUGCAUCUCCUUCGGCAUCCGCUGCAACCUGGGCGUGGCCAUCGUGGACAUGGUCAACAACAGCACCAUCCACCGAGGGGGCAAAGUCAUCAAGGAGAAAGCCAAAUUCAACUGGGACCCAGAAACCGUGGGGAUGAUUCACGGUUCCUUCUUUUGGGGCUACAUCAUCACCCAGAUUCCGGGCGGCUACAUCGCGUCUCGGCUGGCAGCCAACAGGGUUUUUGGAGCUGCCAUACUUCUUACCUCUACACUGAAUAUGCUAAUCCCAUCAGCAGCCAGAGUGCAUUAUGGGUGUGUCAUCUUUGUUAGGAUAUUGCAGGGACUUGUUGAGGGUGUCACCUACCCAGCAUGUCAUGGAAUAUGGAGCAAAUGGGCUCCUCCUCUGGAGAGGAGUAGAUUGGCAACCACCUCCUUUUGUGGUUCAUACGCUGGAGCUGUCAUUGCAAUGCCUUUAGCUGGCAUUCUUGUACAGUAUACUGGUUGGUCCUCAGUAUUCUAUGUCUAUGGAAGCUUUGGAAUGAUCUGGUACAUGUUUUGGCUUUUGGUGUCUUAUGAGAGUCCUGCAAAGCAUCCUACCAUUACAGAUGAAGAACGUAGGUACAUUGAAGAAAGCAUUGGAGAGAGUGCAAAUCUUUUAGGUGCAAUGGAAAAAUUCAAGACUCCAUGGAGAAAAUUUUUUACGUCUAUGCCUGUCUAUGCAAUAAUUGUGGCAAACUUCUGCAGAAGCUGGACUUUUUACUUACUGCUUAUUAGUCAGCCAGCAUAUUUUGAGGAAGUCUUUGGAUUUGAAAUCAGCAAGGUUGGCAUGUUAUCUGCUGUGCCACACUUGGUAAUGACAAUUAUCGUACCCAUUGGAGGGCAGAUUGCAGAUUUUCUAAGAAGCAAGCAAAUUCUUUCAACUACUACCGUAAGAAAGAUCAUGAAUUGUGGUGGUUUUGGCAUGGAAGCAACACUGCUUCUGGUCGUUGGCUAUUCUCAUACUAGAGGGGUUGCUAUCUCAUUCUUGGUACUUGCAGUGGGAUUCAGUGGAUUUGCUAUUUCUGGUUUCAAUGUUAACCACUUGGAUAUUGCUCCGAGAUAUGCCAGCAUCUUAAUGGGCAUUUCAAAUGGUGUUGGCACAUUGUCAGGAAUGGUUUGCCCUAUCAUUGUUGGUGCAAUGACAAAGAAUAAGUCACGUGAAGAGUGGCAGUAUGUUUUCCUGAUCGCUGCCCUGGUCCACUAUGGCGGAGUUAUAUUUUAUGCCAUAUUUGCCUCAGGAGAGAAGCAACCCUGGGCAGAUCCUGAGGAAACAAGUGAAGAAAAAUGCGGAUUUAUCCAUGAAGAUGAACUCGAUGAAGAGACAGGGGACAUUACUCAAAAUUAUAUAAAUUAUGGUACCCCCAAGUCUUACGGUGCCACCACACAGGCCAAUGGGGGUUGGCCAAAUGGUUGGGAAAAGAAAGAGGAGUUCGUACAAGAAGAAGUACAAGACUCAUACACCUACAAGAACCGAGAUGAUUAUUCAUAA